UUGCAGACCCCUGAUCCUAUCUCAAUAUGGCUGAAGCUAAACGUGAAGCAGCUUAAUUUUUUAGUUAUUGUUGAGUUUGAGUAAAACUGCAAGGUGAAAAAUACAAUUGGUCCAAAUGACGAAUCAGUAAUGGCAUCUUUGUCAGCAUACAUCAUCGUAAUACAUUUAUUUUAUAUCAUGUCUUUAGCACAGGGGUCAUAACAGGGCCAGGACCAGUUCAACAGGGGCACUGGCCCCUGUUGGCCCCUGUCUAGAACCACCUCUCAUGGAAAUAUUAAAUACUAUAUGCAUUUUUGGCAAUGCUUGUUUAGUUUAGAUUUCUGUAUUUAGGUACAUUAGAUUUUGAAGAAGACCUGUUCACAUUUUGUCCAGGGUGUCCUUAAAUAUUUUAUGUAGUGGUGUAAUUUUGGGACCAACAAAUUUGCAGUGACAAUAGAAACGAUAAUAGAAUCUGGAUAAGUAGCUUUAGAUUAUUAUUUUUUUUAUUUCAUUAAUAAAAAUACAAAAGUAAAUAGCAAAUUUUAACACUUUAAACGUGGUAAAACUAUGACCAUAUAAUCUUGUUUUAUAAGUGACAAACGCUGCCUACAGUGGGUGAUGACUAUAGGGAAUCUGGCCUGGUCAGGUGGUCCAAGUAGGACGCUAACUUCAGUGUCUUUGAUGACGUCAAGGUUAGCUACGGAAAGUCGAGUAGCUCAAAACAGACAAUUUUUGGAACGUGAAACUUGAAUUUUACCUCCGUCUGCGUGUGUGGUCGUGGUACUAAAACUCGACCCUAAUAAUAAAAGCGUCCAAUUCACAGCUAGGGCUACCAGCGCCGAUAUAGGAGCCAGUUUCGCUUUGCUUUGAGUAGCGGAUGAAGGCGAGCCCCUUGCGCGUUGCAUUGUGGGAGUUACAGUUUGUGUGCCACAUAUCGGUCUCCAUAACUUUGUACAGUCAGAUCAGAGAGAGGCGCGAGCCGAAGUCCAGCGGGACGGGCUGAACCCUCUCCACUUCAGGAUGUUUUACCGGGACUCUUGCUCCAUACCUGACUGCGGGCCAGCGGAGUACAGGCCAGCGCUUUGGGAAUAACACGCUUCGGGAAAACUUUUGGCGGCUCUCUCCGCUGUUCUGGGAAUCGCUGGUUGAGCAAACGGUCGCGGCGGUUAGCCAGCGAAGCUAACGGGACUGUAAGUAGGAAGGAGAGCGAGCGGCAGCCAGCGGGGUGGUUUAACUCAGGGCAGCAUUCAGCUCUCAUCCAGAGAGGGGCAGGCUGCGUGGACCCGGACCGUCGUAGUUCAGCAUGAAUAACAACACACGGGGCAGAAUUUGCAUAUCGCCGCUGUUAUCUGAUAAGGACGAUUGUCCUUCGUGAUUUUGUCCCUUAACCAAAUCGCUAGGAUGAGGCGGUCGGAAGCUGACCCAGAGCAGGCGCGAUUUUAGGCUGUGACUUGAAUUUUCGCAAAGAAUGUCCCAGCUGGAAAGUUCCCGUUCCUAUUUGGGUUUGGAGGACCCGCAGUGGCUGUGCAUGGUGACCCUGUUCAUCGCAUCCCUGGUCACCCUGGCUCUGUACUUCGUGCAGUAUUUCCAUCCCGGGCUCAUAGGAAGCAGGCGGAGAGCGGCGGCGGCGGCAGCAGCCGGGGACAAUGCGGCGGAGGAGGAAGCGGCGGCUCUGCUGGGAUGGGCGCUGUCACAGAGAAGCUGGAAAAGUCAGUGGAGGGGAGCCUGGUGCAGGGCUCUGAAUGAAGAGGCGACCAGGCGAGGGGGCGCUCCCCUGUUGACGUUUGAAGAAGAUGGCCUCCAGGCGCCGGAGCUCGCUGUCAGCCAGGUGUCCAGCUUCCAGAAGUCCGCCACCAACAAGGCCGCCUCCUGCCGUGUGGUCGGGGAGAAGCUUCAGUUCUCCCUCAGCGCCGCGUCCACGGCCGCAGCAGAUCCACGUAAAUACACGGCGCGUAUCGCUCCAGUAGAGCUGCAGCUUCAGCUACGUAUGCAGGAAGUCCAGGAUGAGAUCAAAGUGAGCUGGGAGGUGUCCUGCCUGGACGCUGAGGGGCUGCACGUCACCCCCGUCCUCACACAGGGCGCCGGCAGCGCUGGCGGUGCGGCCGCCGUGAAGGAGCGUCUGAGGCAGCUGGUGUGUGUGACUCGUCCCUCUGUGCUGCUGAGCUGCAGGUCUGCUCAGGCCUCAGAGCGCAAGGAAGCGUAUAGCAAAGUAAUGUCGCCUCCAAAGCCCCCCCGUGCCCACGACUGGAAGCUGCUUGUGAAAAACACCCGGGUCACACUCACUCAGGAGGAAGAUGCUGCAGGCAGCCUGAAUCCUCUGUGCGUUCUGCAGCUGGACGAUCCCCCGCAGAGGUUCAGCACCUCUGUUUUGAAGAACACAACCAAUCCUACCUGGGACCAGCCGUUUGUCUUUGAGUUGAACGGACGGUCCAAAGAGCUCUGUGUUCAGUUGCUAAAUGAUGGCCGACCUCCAGAGGAUGCUGUGCUAGGUCAGGUGUAUGUGCCUCUCGAUCUUGUGAGGAAGCAGCCCAAAGGACAGCAAACAUUUGCACUUAAGACCAAAGACGCAGUGACUGGAUCACUUACUACUGAGUUUACCUAUCUAGAGCCCAGUGAGGUGAGGUCCUGGCAACCUCCGACUCCAGCUGCCAGUAAGAGGGUGGAGAUGGACCGUACUGUCAUGCCUUGUGGCACCGUGGUCACCACCAUCACCGCUGUGAAGAGCAAGCCAGGGCGACAGCUCCCUCUCAACAACACUGAUCCUGCCCUGAAGACGGUUGACAGCAAGGCCAAGCUAGCUGAACGCAGAGUUUCAGAGCAGGUCUCCUUACUGGGGGGCACAGUGAGUAAGGCCUUAUCCUCCUCUGACACGGAGCUGCUCAUGCUCAAUGGAACAGACCCCGUGGCUGAAGCUGCAAUCAGACAGCUCCACCAGUCUGCCAAGCAGAAGCUCAAAUCGCCGGUUAAGAAGAGCACCAUCAUCAUCUCAGGCAUCGCCAAAACGCCCUUGUCUCAGGAUGAUGAACUUGCUCUGAUGGCGGGCUAUGCGGCACAGAUGGAUGCCUCCAUGUCAGAGAGCAGCUCCAGCCAGGACGUGACCACAGCAGUGGCAUCAGGUACCAGCAGUCCUCCUGAGGGCUCUGAGCCCCACCAAGGUCCCAGCGGCGUCGGUCGGCCUCCACAAGACUGGGAGAAUCAAACUGAAGAAGCACUAGACAACACAUCGCUGUCCAUGUGUGUUUCUGAGGCGAGCUGUAAGAAAAGCAGAGGGAGCUUCCUGCACAAGAGCGCCAAGCUCUUCUUCCGGCGUCGUCACCAGCGCAAAGAGCCGGGGAUGAGCCAGUCGCACAAUGACCUGGUUUACCUGGAGUCUCCGGCUGCAGUGGAGCGGGCCAGCAGGACCGCCACGCUUAGCCGCAUGCUGGUCCGCAGGAGUAAGAGUAACAAAAACAAGAGCAAAGCCAAUGGCUCUGCUCCUUCGGGGGAUCCUCAUGUGUGACCCCCCCCCCGACACCCACCGUCACCGCCGUUCGACCUCAGCCUCUCUCACAACUACCGCCAUCACCUCCAUGUUAAGGAUGCACAGGCGAACAUUAAGGCUAAGCUGCUUCCUGUAACGCCUGGCCGGCAGAGCGGAGCCCCUGCACUGUGAACAGGAAGCAAAGAGGCCUCCUCUUGUUCUCACGUUCAGCAGAACUUCCUGUAAGAAGCUGACAUUUUACAAACUGCAUGUGUUUACAUGUGGACAAGAGUUGUGUCCUGGGUUGAUGGCUAGUCGGCUGAUGUCACUUAGCAUGUUUUCUUUUAAUCGAUUUUAUGCCACUGGGGAAUCUUUUACGGCCCUGUUACGGACUGACGGGCCUGAUGAUCUUCCUGUACCCGCUGACACCGAGGCCGAACAGAAGACUCUCCCUGCUGCAAAGCUUUCGUUUCCCACCGUGGAUCAGCCGGACCAAAGACCGAGAGCAGAGUGCUGUUUGUAUGAUUUGCACAAGUCGAGUAGCUUGUAUUCGUUGUGCGAUGACAGGAGCUAGUAAUGUCUUCCUCCUACUAAAACAAUUCACAAAGGGAGAUCAUCAUCAUCGAACUACUACUUUAACACUAAUCUUAUAAGAUGAUUGGGUGGAAAUCAUUGAAUUUAUUCCCAGUACUUUAUUAAUAUACAUUUGCAGUGAAUGCAAAAAUCAAUUUUUACCUUGAAUUUCAGCUUACCUUAAGCUGAUGAUGAUGAUGAUGAUAAAUCCAGUGUAGCAGUCGAGUGAGACGUGAAUACACUGAAAGCGUUCCAUAAAUUGUUUCAGAUGAGUGAUUGGUUGUAGAGAGGGCAUGCUAUCAUGUACCACUGGCAUUCAUAGCAGCUCAGCCUCUCUAUAAAGGAAAAAAGAGCAGCAUGUUUUUAACUCUCUGUAAUAAACUAUGUUUAGUCUUCCUAAAAGAUUCCUCUUGUGCACUACUGCUGUCUGCAGGGAUGUUAUCCUGUCCAAAGGGAAGUGAAUAAACCUUUAUUCGAGGACUGAUGCUACACACGCCGGCCAAACCUGACCCAGUAGUGAACCUUAUUCCUUAUUCCCUUCAGUUCUCCGUUCACCCGCACUGGAAUCAACUCUGCUUCGUCCUUUUAGUCGCUUGUUGGUUCCUGAACAAAAGACCGUAUGCACACUUUUCGGGAGCAAACCAAAUAGACUGGCUGCUUCGUUUAAAUCCAGCUAAUGAUUGUAUUUUUCUUUGGUGAGCAGCUUGUUACCGUGCGUCCUUUUAUCUACUGUUUAUCCAUGAUGUGUCCUGCUCAGCUGCAGCAACAGAGCGAACACGUCGCCUUAUAGUUCCUCUUAAAACGUCUUCAGCAGCUCGUUCCUCAACUUCCUCAUCGGUCAAGACUAAAGGACUGUAGUGUGUUGCUGUAUCAUCUGCACCAGAAGCCUAUGCAGAUGUCAGCGUCCUGGGUGUUUACAAAAUUGGACAACUACAAACUUUCAUGACAAUGUGCUCAUCUGCAGAAGUUGUGGGCUUCCCUGUAUCUUUGUAUGCACGCGGCAGCAUUAGAAGUCAUCCACCAUCUGUUUUUUUUUUUUUUUUUUUGUUUAUUUGUUUAAAAAGCAAUCCCGACUCAGGACGUGGAGCCCCAGAGAAGCGCCUUCAAAUUUAGAGAAAAUGGAUUUUCUCAAAUGUCCUCCAGCCCUCAAGAACCCUACUGUUGGUUCACUAAGCUUUAGGGCUAAAUGUGUUUAUCAUUAUGCUUAACCUGGUUUCUUUUUUUAUGGUGUCUGCUCUGUGCACAUAAACUGACUGACUGAAGUGCUGCUGCAGAAUGCCAGCCAUUUCCCUGCAGGGAUUGUAACUAAAAUCCUAUGGAGUUAUUUAAUUUCCAGCAAUAAAUACUGAGUGACUACAUGA
Messenger RNA from Fundulus heteroclitus (mummichog), 5373 nucleotides. RefSeq names its product C2 domain-containing protein 2. Bases 1448 to 3478 code for a protein of 676 amino acids. The transcript is spliced from 13 exons. Lineage: Eukaryota; Metazoa; Chordata; Actinopteri; Cyprinodontiformes; Fundulidae. The record is from RefSeq and is a predicted model, not a curated record.